Molecule: messenger RNA, 2057 nt
Organism: Pelobates fuscus (common spadefoot toad)
Lineage: Eukaryota; Metazoa; Chordata; Amphibia; Anura; Pelobatidae
Product: calmodulin-A-like
Exons: 1
Coding region: 191-640 (149 amino acids)
Molecular function (GO): calcium ion binding; enzyme regulator activity
Source: RefSeq, a predicted model, not a curated record
UGUAGCAACAUCCUUCUUCUGAAAACCACCGCAAGUGGAAGAACAAUCACUUGAAAAACAAGGAGAAGUUCUAAUGAUCUUUUUUUGGACUUGACCUUAUUACAUGUACAUAAAUCAGUUGCACCUACAAGGCUUGAGGGUUUUCUGCACUGUGCCUGUUGGGCCUUUCUGCUCUUAACCACCCUUUGAAAUGGCUGACCAACUGAAUGAAGAACAGAUUGCAGAAUUCAAAGAAGCUUUCUCUUUGUUUGACAAAGAUGGUGAUGGCGCAAUCACAACGAAGGAGCUCGGCACCGUCAUGAGAUCACUUGGACAAAACCCUUCAGAAGCAGAACUACAGGACAUGAUCAAUGAAGUAGAUUGUGAUGGCAGUGGGACAAUUGACUUCUCUGAAUUCCUCACUAUGAUGGCCCGUAAAAUGAAAGAUACAGAUACUGAAGAAGAAAUCAGAGAGGCAUUCCGUGUAUUUGACAAGGAUGGAAAUGGCUUUAUAAGUGCGGCAGAGCUCCGUCAUGUGAUGACAAACCUAGGGGAGCAAUUAACAAAUGAAGAGGUCGAUGAGAUGAUCAGAGAAGCAGAUUGUGAUGGAGACGGUCAAGUAAACUAUGAAGAAUUUGUUCAAAUGAUGAAAUCAAAGUGAAGACUGAACAGAAUGAGUUGUAGCUUCUUACAUAAAGAGGUUUAUUUGCCUUUCUUUGAGUUUUUUAUGUAUAUUCAAAUUGCUUACUUUACUGUCACAAACUUUGAGUACCAGCCAUGAUUUCCAUAUUAUUACAAUAUACAUUUAUAAUCUGGUUUCAGUCCAAAGCUGUUUAAGUAACUAUUCUUACAUGCAGUUCCUAUUUUAACCUGCAGAUCUGAUCCCCAUGCCAUCUAAAGAUAGAUUUUGUCAAGGAACUGUGUAUGUUGCAAUGUGGAGUUAAUGCUGAAUCUGUGCACUAAAACAUAAAACAUUUAUUUAAUUUUUAUUAUUAAGCAUUAUAAAAAAAGCACAGAUUUAUGAUUCUCAAAUAUUACAAUUGUUAAGAAUUAAUUUACAUAGAUAACAACAUGUUUUGGGAUUUUUAACUUUUAUACAACUGUAAUAGUACUUAUGUCUUACCAUGUAAUUUGAAUACAUUUACAUAUUAAAUUAUAGCGUGAUAUAUGAAUAAUUGCAAGUUUGCAUAGUUCCCUCACAUGAGGGAUGCUCUAAUUCUUACUUAUCCAGCUGUAUUGCAAUACAUUUAAUACAGCUUGUCAUUUUAAAUAUUUCCAAGAGUGCUGAAUUCUGUCUGUAUCGUUAUGUUUUUGUUGUUGUUUUUUUUCACGUUACUUUCCUAUUGAAUAUACAUGAAAAGUUAAGUUUAGCAAACCAAUUAAACCUGUUUAAAACAGUGAUGUUAUAGAAUACAUUGGUGGAUAUUUUCUUUAAUAUAAGUGGCUUCAAAUUAGAAACAUAGAUUUUGCUGAAUAUCCAUUUUUAUUAGAUUUUUACCCAUCCAGAAAUAUUCCAUAUGGAAGACCUGAAGGUGUGUACGUGAAUUGAAAUGCACGUUGCAAAAUGUCGGUUGAAAUAUACUCCACCCAUUGUGCAGCACUACAGAACUUGUUGGUGCUUUAUAAAUAAUAAUAAUAAUAAUAAUAAUAAAUAGCAAAGCUGUACCAUAAGCAAACAGAGAGAAUAUUUCCAUAUCGGCUAUUGUUGACUAAAAUGUACAAUUCAGUUUUUAAUCCACCACAAUUCUGUUUUUGUUUUUUGUUUUUGUUUUUUUCUUCUAACCUUUAUUUAGCAAUUUAAUAUAUGUUAAACAGAAUGAAUGGCAAGGAUAAAAGAAUGAAAGUACUUUCCAUUUGUAUAUGCACAGUAAUGUGACUCGCUGUACAGAAAGAAAGUUUGUAGAACAAAAAAUGUCCCAGAACAACUAAUUUAAAUUAAGUGACAAUAAUGUACCAUUGUAAGACUGAUAUCCGGGAGCACAGUGACUACAAUAAACAAUACACUGUAAUAAGUCAAAAUCUUCAGAGAAAUAAAACACAAUUCUAUGUUGAAUAAAUAAACUUCAGAGUGUCAAAAU